CCGCCGGGCGCCGAGGCGACGUCGCGCGGCCGCGUGCUCAAGAACGGCCUCAAGUACGUCGACGGCGUCGCCGGCGCCGGCGCGGCGCCCGAGUGGGGCCAGGUGCUCAAGAUCAAGUACACGGCCUACACGCGCGACGGUGCCGGCAAGCUCACGAAGGUCGACGCCGUGCCGACGUACCUCGUGCGCCACGGCAACGGGCGGACGAUCCGCGGCCUCGACGAGGGCAUCCACACGAUGCGCGUCGGCGGCACGCGCCGCGUCGAGGUGCCGCUGACCAUGGGCUACACGGCGCCGGGCCUCGGG
Molecule: messenger RNA, 306 nt
Organism: Aureococcus anophagefferens
Lineage: Eukaryota; Pelagophyceae; Pelagomonadales; Pelagomonadaceae
Exons: 1
Molecular function (GO): peptidyl-prolyl cis-trans isomerase activity
Source: RefSeq, a predicted model, not a curated record